AUAGAAGGUACAGCGCGGCCUCAGGGGUCAGGUUCCGCGUCCGAGCACUCAGCAGCAGGCAGCCACAGAGCUCAACCAAGCAGCGAACAGUAGCAUGUUGAGGGGUCGCGGUAGCGGAAGCCGCUUGCCACCAGCUCCAAUCGGGAGGCUUAGAGAGCGAUCGGCGACGGCGAAGUGCCGCCGUCCCGCAAAUCUGAACCGCAUUCCCAGUAUGGCGGAGGUACCGCGAUACUUCCCAGUACAUCCAGGGAAUUCCUCACGCAGCCAGGGCAAGCUGGAAACAGAUGGGCGUCAAGUAACCCAGCCGGCCGGAGGCGGAAGUCGCUACGCAGGGCGCCGCCAUGACUUUUUGGGCCUGCUGGGAAGGGGAUUUCCUACCGAAAGUAGGAGUCAAGGAGGCUGGGCCGGGCGCCGCCAUGACAACUUGAUAUCGGAAAAGGCGGGACUAUUCUUCCUCAUUGAUCCUCCUCCAGCAUCGGCCUCAGGAUUGUAUUAUGUCGCACAGGCAGGCGGCCCUGGAGAUCACUGCUCGCUACUGCGGCCAGGAGCUGGAGCAGUAUGGCCAGUGUGUGGCAGCCAAACCGGAGUCAUGGCAGCGAGACUGUCACCACCUUAAGAUGAGCAUUGCCCAGUGCACAUCCGCCCACCCAAUCAUCCGUCAGAUCCGCCAGGCCUGUUCGGAGCCUUUCAAGGCCUUUGAGGAAUGUCUUCGACAGAAUGAGGCCGCCAUGGGCAACUGUGCGGAGCAUGUGCGCCGAUUCCUGCAGUGUGCAGAGCAGGUGCAGCCGACACAUAGACCCUCCACCUUGGAGAAGAAUUUGAGAAUCAAUUGCAAACAUCAUGGCCCUUUAAUCCUUCAGUGAUACAAAGUGCACUUGUGGCAGUGGUAAAUUCUCUGGCGGGGCCCUCCAUAGGCUGGGAUGACAGUAAGACACGGCAACAGUGAAAGGACUCCCUGCUGUUACUGGAAAUCACGAGACUCUGAAAUAGCAGAGGCAAGUGGGAGCACUUAACCAUCAGAGGCAGGGUGGACAUAAUUACUGGAACGGGCAGCAGUCUUGCAGUGGCAACCAGGGUGUCUUGAUAGAGACCUGGGGCAAUGGCUAAUGAUCCAUAAUGUCUUUGGGGAAGAGAUAUGAUGGCAUCUGAAUAUUGUUUGGUUGUAUAACCAGAAAACGUGGAGAGCUGGGAAGCAAAAGCCUGGUGCCCUUCACUUCAAUGGAAAAUUACAAGUUUUCACCCGGUUUCUAGAUGAGUCCGUUUUUAGACUGACAGACGGGCAUUCCAGCUCCCUGUGAGGAAGAAGCUGGUGAGGCCACUGCAAAAAUGUACAAUAUUCCUUUAGUUUUUCUUAAACAGACCUGUGGCUGUUUUCUAGAGAAACUGUCCACCACAGAAAAGGGAAUACAGAGGCUUCUUAUAGGUGGCAAGGCCAGCAGAAUACAUUGACUGUCCUGCCCCAGUGCUGUGUUAACUCUCCUGCUUUCUAUUACAGCAUAAUCCACAGGGAUCUUGAUCAUCUUGAUAUUCUAUGGGACAUGGUACUAAUUGAAUUUUGUUGAACAAAAUAUGGUAAGUACUCUGGAUGCCCAGAUGCCAGCUAGCAGGGGAAAAAAAAAACUUUCCCCCAAAUUCAAAGUGUUUGCUAUACUGGUGAAAUUUUUAUGAACCCACUGGUUUGGGACAAAUGCUAUACCUUAAGUACCUCCAUCACUAUGGAAGAUGCAGAUAGUAUUAAAAAAGAAAGAAAUAGUAUUUUGGGGAACUCUUUGAGACAAAACAGCACUGAUUCAUUUACUUUCUAGUUCAAACAAUGUCCGGAGGAAGAGGAGAUUUCUCGUGGACCCAAA
Messenger RNA from Bubalus bubalis (water buffalo), 1850 nucleotides. It is a transcript of the gene CHCHD5, whose product is annotated as coiled-coil-helix-coiled-coil-helix domain containing 5. Bases 495 to 863 code for a protein of 122 amino acids. The transcript has 4 exons. Lineage: Eukaryota; Metazoa; Chordata; Mammalia; Artiodactyla; Bovidae. The record is from RefSeq and is a predicted model, not a curated record.